Strongylus vulgaris is the source of this 438-nucleotide messenger RNA. NCBI's taxonomy places the organism in Eukaryota, Metazoa, Nematoda, Chromadorea, Rhabditida, Strongylidae. The record is from the annotation of a GenBank genome assembly.
AUGAAAAGAUUAGUUAUUCGUAAUCACACUUGGACCUCCAAUAUUCCUAAAGGAUCUCAGUAUAUUUGGGUCCCGCAUGAAGAUGGUUCGAAUCCUCUUAGGGGAAGAGGACGUUUUACUCCAAGCAUUGAAAAGGAGGGGACGGAAUCAAAACAGAAAGUUGCUAGCCAGUUAUUUGAUCUCUUCGAUAGUAUAGGAAGUGGAAUUAUGCAAGUGUCGCGCUUGGAGGGUCCCCACGUCUGUACGAGAGAAAGCACAAAGAGAUGGCCAGCGGAUGGAGGAGCGCUGAGGUCUGAAAAAGUUUGUCAGCGAUUUCAUGGAGCGAACAAGUGCAUCGAUAGAAGAACAGAUUCAAAGAUAAGCAUAGAAGUUACUCGGAUAGAAGAAUGCUGUGAAGGAUAUGAAACCAGGGAUAUAUUCAAAUAUGGCUGUCCCAUA